Penaeus monodon (black tiger shrimp) is the source of this 1184-nucleotide messenger RNA. Its product is annotated as hematopoietic prostaglandin D synthase-like. The record is from RefSeq and is a predicted model, not a curated record. Gene Ontology annotation, biological process: glutathione metabolic process. Gene Ontology annotation, molecular function: glutathione transferase activity. NCBI's taxonomy places the organism in Eukaryota, Metazoa, Arthropoda, Malacostraca, Decapoda, Penaeidae.
GACCGUCGACGCCACCAGCAUGCCCGAAUACAAACUCAUUUACUUCAACCUCAUGGGCAGGGCAGAGCUAACCCGCUGGCUCUUCGCCUAUGGGGGCAUCCCCUACACCGACGAGAGGAUCGAGAGAGAGGAAUGGCCCGCGAAGAAGAAGAGCCUCCCCUUCUCCAAGGUACCUAUCCUGAUGGUGGACGGCAAGCCUCUGCCUCAGUCCCUGGCCAUCGGUCGCUAUGUGGCCAAGGAAGUGGGCCUCGUGCCUGAAGAUAACCUGCAAGCGGCCUACUGUGACGCCUUGGCCGAUACUAUUACUGAAAUGAUGGGGGCCAUGCGUCAGAUUAUGAUGUCAGACAAGGACGAGGAAGAGAAGCGCAGGCAGUUCAAGGAGGACUUCUACCCCAACGUGCUGGAGCCUAUCAUGACGCGGCUGGAGAAGAGGCUGUCGGAGAAGCAGUGGUUCCUCGGAGACAAGCUGACUUGGGCCGACUUCAUUAUCAGCCUCGGCUUCGGACACAUCAAGGAGAGGAAGCCCGAAAUCUUUGAGAAGUUCCCCACUGUGGCCGGCCACGUUGAGAAGGUCCGCGAACUUCCCAAGAUCAAGGAAUGGAUUAAGAAACGACCCGUGAACCCAUAUUAAGAAAUGUAGAUAGGUAGGAAGUAGAAAUAAGAUAUAUACAUUGACGGAGAAAAUGUGUAUACGAGAAGAUCGAAAUAAGAAAAUUAAGAUGGGUAAGAAGAGAGGUUAGUUGUAGAUUAUUUGGUUAUUAUAUUAGAGAAAAAAAAGACCGAAAAUAGGAUAGAGAGAGAAAUUUAAAAUUAGAGAGAAAAAAAAAAAAAAUAGAAUAGUUAUAUACGAAAGAAAUUUAAUGGAUAUUAUUUGGUUGUGAUUCUAAACAUUAUAGUCACCGCUCAUGGUUCCAUUUUUUUCGUGACUGACACACAAUGUACGAUCUGAAUAAAAUGUCGUUUUAGGCGUUUCAGUUUCUUUCUUUUUUUGUGAAAGAUUAUUUCUUUUUUUUUUCCAAAUGUAUUUUUCUCCCUCUUACUUUGUUUUAUUUGGAAGUAUUUCAUCUAUUCUGCUCCUCAUUUUGAAUAGUUGUGUCAGUUGUAGCGCAUUAUAUUAUGUUCUCGUCAAUUAUUAGCAUUAUCAUGUAAGCCGACAUUGGAAUAUUAAAACAAAAUCUCUAUGA